Theileria parva strain Muguga is the source of this 2837-nucleotide messenger RNA. RefSeq lists its product as uncharacterized. Bases 1172 to 2791 code for a protein of 539 amino acids. The transcript has a single exon. The record is from RefSeq and is a predicted model, not a curated record. Lineage: Eukaryota; Apicomplexa; Aconoidasida; Piroplasmida; Theileriidae. Gene Ontology annotation, molecular function: protein binding; RNA binding.
CUCCUCUUUAUUUAUUAUAAUUUAAGAUUUAAUACCUAUUAUGCUGUCCAUCUCUAUUUUACUCAGAUCCACCACUUUAUUUUAUUUUAAAUAUAACCUACUAUUUUAAAUUUCUCUACUCUAUCUUAUCGUUUUCUAAUUUAUUUUAUUUUAAUAUUCUCUAUUUCUACUAUUCCGCUCUUUCUGUCUCUUUCUUCUGUUUUAAUUCCCACACCUUCUCUUUUUCCUAGAUCUCUCAGUUUUGUCCUCUAUCUUUUAUAAAUUUAUGAUCGUGAUAUUAUUUAUUAGUUUUUUGCCUGAUUUUGGUGGUGUUUUUUCUGGAUUUAAGGCUUUCGACUUUUGUGGGUUUGGCUGUGGAAUGUGAGAAAUAUCGUUUCUAGCCUCUUCGAGGCUCAGAUUUACUCAUUUUUUCCUUUUUUGUAAAAUGCUUUUUCUUUUUUAGUCAUUUAAUCCCCUAAAUUGCCAUGUUUUCGGGGACUCCUGCGCUUUGUCUCCUACCCCUUACAGGGUGUGUUUUUUUCGUUUAUCCUCCGUUUUAUCUUUCUCAUAUUUUUUAUUGAACGAUUCUUCUAUUGAAAUUAGGAAUCCUUGCUAAUGGGCGAACCCGAGACCACAUUACACCAGCCCUUUUUUACGUAUCCCCAUGACUCUCGUUUACUGUUGGUUAUGUUAUGAAAUUCUCGCUCCCUUUUCUCGAAUUUUUGUCUAUUUGUACUUUUAUUUGAAUGCCUUUUUAUCUCUAAAGAUUCUGAUGCCUUUCAUCGGAUCCUUUUCUCUUUUUGCCUUUGAAUUAGUUCUCUGAGUCUCUUUAUUCUUUUCCCCUUCAGAACCAUCAUUGGCUUCCAAAGGUAAAAUCUAACAACGCUCCAGAACCUUCCAUUAAACGGUAGCGAUUUUCACUAUACCACCUUACUAAUUCGAUAUCACCGAAAAAGUACCGUUUCGUUUUAUUUUCUAUACUCAACCCUAUUUUAUCCAUUCAGGGUCUUAAUUCUACCACAAAUACACCAUUUUUUAUUUUCCCCGAAGAUUUCCCUCAUCUUCACGAAAAUUUUACUCAUUAGUUUUCCCCUUUCUCGAUUCUCGUCAACAUUCCAGCUAAUUUAAGUUAACAUUUGUUAACUCUAGUUAACUUAAAUUAUUCCAUCUUUAAUCCGAUAAAAUUAUAGCUAUGAACAGUCCGAACGAGUUCGAGGAGGUUCCCGUUGGUAACCAGGACGAGGUUUUUGACGAGAUUCAGGAAGAACAGAUGCUCUCCGAACUCAACUCCUCUCAAACUGACUCCAAAUCCACUCAUUCCUCCAACACAACUGAUUCUAACACGAUACAAACAGAUGACACUAAUACUACUGAGAAUAGUAUCGAUAACACUCUGGAGAAUACCAUGAAUAACAGUAUGGACAACGCUAUGGACAAUGGUAUGGACAACAGUGUGGGAAACAGUAUGGAUAAUAAUGGAAUGGAUUCAGUAGAACCAGUUAACAGCAGUGAGCCACCUGAUUAUGACCAAAUUGAUUACGAUGAACCAGUAGAAUAUGAGUUAGGAGACCUGCCUUGUGCUCCAGCCCCUGCCGUCGACAUAAAGUUAUUUGUGGCAAGAAUCCCAAAAACAUACGAGGAGUCAGACUUGCGUCGUUUGUUUCAGGAGUUUGGGCCAGUUAAGGACGUGAUAGUGAUAAGGGACAAAGUGACAAACUCCCAUAAGAACUGUGCCUUUGUGAAAAUGGCCUCAAUCUGCCAGGCAGAUGCGGCCGUAAGACGUUUAAACAACCAGAGGGUUAUUGACUCUUCACUAGGAGCUGUUCAAAUCCGUUACGCAACUGGCGAAGUUGAACGCUUAGGCUUUACUCAGAUGGCUGGUGAGCCGGGCAUGGACGAGGCCAAGUUGUUUGUAGGUUCUCUUCCCAAAUCACUUACUGAAGAUGAUUUGGCCUCUUUGUUCAAAGAUUUUGGAGAACCUUUGGAGGUGUUUGUGCUAAAAGACUUAACUUGUGGCGGCAAUAAAGGCUGUGGCUUUGUGAAGAUGAAGUACAAGGAGCAGGCUUUAUACGCCAUAAAGGAACUAAAUGGCAAGAAAAUGCUAGAAGGUUCCAUACGUCCACUUGAGGUUCGCUUCGCCAUGAAUAAAACUGGGGUCAGUGGUCAGGCUCAGGACUUCGAGUCUCGACGAAAACGCAGCCGCGCUUCAGGCAUGAACCAUCCCCCUCCAUCAAAUCCUCCCUCAAAUCCAUCGGCCCAGAAACAUGUCAGAAAGGAUAAGAAUUUUGGAUAUGUCAACUACAACAAUGGAAACCCCCGCAUGGCUGGCCCAUGGAAGGAAUAUAUAUCACCUGACGGCAGAUUCUACUAUUACAACAUUGAUAAUGGAACUACGCAGUGGGAAGUGCCAAAAGAAUUCCUAAACCUCAACUCAAACUACAGUGGCUCCAAUUAUCACAAUAAUAGUAACAAUUAUCACAACAACAACUACAACAACUAUGGUCACAGUGGUGGUAAUAACUAUAAUAAUAAUUCUGGCUCUGGUGGCGACAAUUCAUUAUUUAUUUUUCACAUCCCACCUCAGUGGAAUAACAACGACUUGUUCAGAACUUUCAGUCCCUUUGGUCGUGUGGUCCAGGCUCGCAUCGCCAUUGACCGGAGCACGAAUCGCAGCAAGGGCUACGCCUUCGUCUCCUACGACAACCCUGAAAGUGCGACUCAGGCCGUGGCCAACAUGAACGGCUUCACUAUCAUGGGCAAGAAACUACGUGUCAACUACAAAACCACAAACAACCGCUCCAAUCCUUAUUAAAUAUCCGAUUAUUCUUUUUUUAAAAUUAUAAUCUUACACACAAUUA